Messenger RNA from Cokeromyces recurvatus, 1674 nucleotides. Its product is annotated as CigA protein. Lineage: Eukaryota; Fungi; Mucoromycota; Mucoromycetes; Mucorales; Mucoraceae. The coding region runs from base 30 to 1604 and encodes 524 amino acids. The transcript has a single exon. The record is from RefSeq and is a predicted model, not a curated record.
UUUUUUUUUUUUUUUUAGCUUGUUGAAUAAUGAAAAGAAGGAAUACAACCAUCUUAUUUUUAUUAUUCUCACUAUUUCUUAUAUGUGGUAUUAUUCACUUUCAAUAUCAUAAUUCGCCCAUGGCUUUUUAUCAUCAUGGAUCUACUUUUCAACAUGGCAAUAAUCCUAUCCCCGUCAUCUUUCCAGAUCCAUUUCAACUUCAUCGACCCAACGUAAAAACGGAAAAAUAUCUAUCUUACUUACCCCAUUCAGGAUUUCAUAAUCAGCGUAUUGAAUUAGAAAAUGCAUUAUUACUUGCUACUUAUCUGAAUAGAACAUUACUCGUACCACCUGUAUUUCUUGCUAGUCCUGCCAUGCCAUGGUUAAGAUAUGAGAAAUUAUAUGAACGAUUAUUGUUCCAGACAAAGAAUGGACUGGAUCAUUGUGUAAAAAUUUACGAUGCAGCUUUACCUUUACCAAGCGAAUGUCUAAAUAACUUUCGAUGGACAAACGUGCCUUGGACCUUCUUUUAUAAUAUGUCAGCCAUACAAGAAAACACAGGAGCGCCACUUAUCUUUCGAUCCGGCCUAGAUUAUGAAUGGCUUUAUCAGUCAAGGCAUGAGUUGGGUAGAAUUAGAGAAGAUGACAUUUAUUUUUUUAAGGAUAUGUCCCCGUAUGAGUAUCAAAUUCAUGAUGAUGAAUCAUUAGACUUACCUUUAGAUCGAUUCAAUUAUCGAAUUGACUUGACAUCACUAGAAAAGAUUGAACAUCGUGUAUUACAUUUUGGAUCCUUAUUUGGCUCCUAUCGAGUUUUGGCAGAGACAGAAGAACAUAUUCAACUAUUACGAAAUAUUCGGUCUAAUAUGAUAUUUGCAAAUCCAGUCCUUUCAACUGCAACGAAAAGAAUAGUUCAACAAUUAGGAGGAGCUAAUAAUUUUGUGGGGAUGCAUGUAAGAGUAGGGGAUGGGAUCUUUAAAUUACGAGCAUCCAUCUUAGUAGAUGACGUUUAUCAUCACUUGGUGAAUACAUUUACAGACUUAAGUUUAGAACAAGUAGCAGCUUAUGAAGGGGGUAUUGAACAGCAUGAUUUAGACAGAACAGAGUCAGCUGAAUAUGAAAUAAAAUUAAGAACUUUUCAUCCAGUGGAUGAGACAAACUAUACAAAGCCAAUUGAAGUUCAUCAUCCACUAUGGACAGAAAAAGAAAAGCAGAGCUUGUUUAAUAAAAAUCCACAUAUCGCGAGUCGACUCAAGUGUCAGCAGGGAGAUGCAGUCACAAAUCGAUUUCGAAAUACUGUCAUCUAUAUCGCCACAGAUGCGCCUGAUCCACGAAAUCAUCCGUUAUUACGUAAAUUAUUUAAUGUCUUUCCUUGUACAUUUAUUCUUUCUGAUUUUAUGGAUGAACUAAACGAUAUUAAACGACUAGAGGUAGUAGAGGAGAAAGUUCGAUUAGAGUCAUAUUUAAUUCCUAUGGUAGAUGCAAUGAUAUCAGCGCAUGCUCAUACCUUCUUUGGCACACCACAUAGUACAUUUACGAGUUAUAUAGAAAGACAAUUACAUCCUGUUUAUACUGGUAAAGAAGUGCAAGUCAUGAGUUUACUAGAUUAUCUAAAUUCUAUGCCUUAAAUGUACAAAUGUAUAUAAAAACACAUAUACAAACACAUGUUUAAAUAAUAUUUUAUGUGUACAAAUGUAU